Molecule: messenger RNA, 1342 nt
Organism: Umbelopsis ramanniana AG
Lineage: Eukaryota; Fungi; Mucoromycota; Umbelopsidomycetes; Umbelopsidales; Umbelopsidaceae
Exons: 2
Coding region: 19-1266 (415 amino acids)
Molecular function (GO): FAD binding
Source: RefSeq, a predicted model, not a curated record
CUUCUAUAUUAUUCACACAUGCCUAUUCAAAAGGUUCUCAUCGCCGGUGGAGGUUUAUCUGGUCUGGUUCUCGCCCAAGGGUUGAAAAGAAAUGGCAUCCCAUUCGAGAUCUUUGAACGGGAUGAAUCUUCAGAUGCUAGAGGCCAAGGUUACUCACUCUCGGUUCACUGGGCUAUACCAUAUAUAAAACGCUGCAUGGACCCUGAACUCUUCAAAAACAUCGGUGAAGCUACUGUUAAUCCAGCAGAUCCAUCGGAUAUGGGUUUCGCGGUGCUCGACGGCACAACUGGUAAGGUCCUCAUAAACCUUAACCCCACACCAAACAAAGACAAUCCGAAAGGGUACCGUAUGAACCGCCAAAGGUUUCGAAAAUUCCUCGGCAAAGGCAUUGAUAUCCAUUGGAACAAGCGAGCCAAGGAAUAUGAGGUUACAGAGGAAGGUGUUGUUGUCCGUUUUGACGACGGAACGGAGACCAGAGGCGACGUUUUAGUCGGCGCGGACGGAUCGAAGUCUCGUAUUUGUAAAAAACUGCGGGGGCAGGAUCUAGAGACAACACCGCUUCCUGUCGCCAUCAUGGGAACUAUCAUCUCGGUUAACGGCGAAAAGUUCAAAGAGUUUCAGGCCAUCACUCGUACUCAUGGCAUAGCAUUUGGGCCUGAAACAGGAUGUGAAGGCACAUACGCAAUGUUUUUUUCUCUUAACGACAGUAACAUAGAAAAAGAUCAGUACGAUAUGCUCCUUGCAUUUUCGUGGUUAAAUGAAAGCGGUGAGCAUGGCGUGCCGGAAUCUCAGGCUGAAAAAGUUGCCCUAAUCAAGAAAAUUGGGUCAUCUUUCUGCGAGCCUUUUAAAUCUCUGGUGCAAAAUAUUAAUAAUGAUCAACCAAUACAUGAGGUUCAAGUGACUGAAAAGAUACCUCGUCCAUGGAAUAAUCAAGGAAGAGUUACUCUAGUUGGCGAUGCCGCUCAUUCAAUGUCGAUGUUUCGCGGAGAAGGUGGAAACCAUGCCAUGCGUGAUGCAGGAGAACUUUGCACCCACAUGGUCCAGGCACACAAUGGUGAAAAGACCUUGCAGCAAGCGUUGGAUGACUAUGAAAAAGAAAUGAUUGUUCGUGGAGCUGCCGCAACAGUUGAAUCUCACAAAGCUGCUUUCACUGCUCACGCGCCUUUGACAUUUUUUAUGCGGUGCCUUAUAUUAGCUGGCGCUACGUACUUGAAAGUAUAUUCAUACGUACCUAAUGUGAGAUCGUAUAUCUUUGGUAGUAAAUAAAAGAUCCUUUAUGUGUAAGCAUAGAACACAGUCGGUACAUAAUGUUAUUUAGUGAAAUGAGGACGAGGAUGUGGUG